AUGCCGUCGUUCGAAGCGCCCGACCCCCAUCAAAUCCGCAACGCAUACAUCUUCGCCGCGAACGGCGACCAUCUAGGAGGUAAGCCCCAGUCGACCGCUAAGGAUCAACCACCUGCCCAAGGUACUCUUAACAUGCCCGGAACACCAGGCCUCUACAUAAACACCCCACCCCAAAUCUCCAACAGCACCUUCUACCGACUCUGCACGCACUUCAUCGAAGCCCCAAUCCCGCCCGAAAAAUGGUCCAUCCACCCCAUAACCCCCAGUGACAAUUUCGGCUCCGCCCCGCUCCCGCGCUCCUCAACGCCCCUGCAAAAAGGCCGCUACGUCUUUCUAGCCCCGAACGUCCAGCUUAUCGAAGCAAGAGACACAGACGAACCGCCCCUGCACCGCCUGUACACGCCCGAAUCAUUCAGCCCCGUCUCGAGGACCGGGUCGCCGCGGGACCCGCGCCAUUUGCGCUUUGGGGAGCGUGUUCUCGAGAGAGAUAGAGGGUGUGUUGUUACGGGGAUGAGAGACCCCCCGCCUGAGAAGCUGAGGGGCGUUCGGGCGACGCAUGUCUUUCCGCUUUGUCUGCGGGAGUUGUGGGGGAGGAAUGGGUGGGGGGUGAAGUGGAUGAAACCGGAAAAGGAAGACGAUGAAGAACCCAUUGGACCGGAUAGGCUGUAUUCGUCGCGAAAUGGGAUCCUCCUUGAUGGGAUGGCCAGGUGCUGGUUGUGUGCGUUUUGUCUUACGGUUGAUCCGGAUGACGACUACCACACCCUUGUCCUCUGCAAGGAUACUUGCAAGUACAGCGGACGGUGCUGGAAGUGGGUGCCUGAGGCCACCGGAGGCCUUAGGGCUCCGGUGGAGGAAGCUUAG
This is a messenger RNA of Aspergillus mulundensis, 861 nucleotides long. RefSeq names its product HNH endonuclease signature motif containing protein. NCBI's taxonomy places the organism in Eukaryota, Fungi, Ascomycota, Eurotiomycetes, Eurotiales, Aspergillaceae. The transcript is spliced from 3 exons. The record is from RefSeq and is a predicted model, not a curated record. The coding region runs from base 1 to 861 and encodes 286 amino acids.